This is a messenger RNA of Cuscuta campestris, 1521 nucleotides long. The record is from the annotation of a GenBank genome assembly. Lineage: Eukaryota; Viridiplantae; Streptophyta; Magnoliopsida; Solanales; Convolvulaceae.
GGACUUCUACGCUUGCAUAUAUCACCGAAGCGAUCCAUUCCUAUGAGUCAGUCGCUCACGCCAACCACUCGACGACGGCCGCCGCCAGGCAAAAUUCGUGGAAGAUUUUAAACACUCCGCUCCUCCACGCCGGCGGAGCUCCAUUGCCGAAUCCUCCCGAUCCCCGGACGCUAUUAUCCCCCUCCCGUCGAAAUCCCAAUCUCGUACUAUGAGCGCUAUGGCUGCAGUCGAGCUUUUUGCGGCAGGGAAGUCUAGCCCUAGAUUGACUCCGCGUUCGAAGACGAAUCCCCGCUUCGGUUUCUCCCUCGCAGUCGGGCCUCCACGCGGUUGCAGAGCCAUGGCUUUGACUCGCCCCAUUUGCCCUAAAAGCCUCCAUCUUGGGCUCCGAACCGGUCGGAUUUGCCCGCCGAGUCUCGGGAGGAGGUCCAUUUUCUCAUGUGCUGCUUCAACAGAGGAACCGGAGCAUUUAGAUAUCAAUGUUGAGGAGGAGAAGAGCAAUGCUAAAAUGGAUGCAGAAGAAGCACAAGUUGCCUGGGAAAGGACCCUUGAUUAUAUAAGAGAACAAGCCAAAAAGAUGCAGAAUCUGUCACAAGAAGCGUACGACGUGUAUUCCAAGAAAGCUAUCAUUAUUUUGAAAGAAACUUCUGAGAAAAUUGAGAUUCAGUCCAAGAAAGCAAGAAGCGAUUUGAGUGUGGUUGCAAAGGAAGUCGGAAAGGGAAGUAAAGAGUAUUUGACUAUAGCUGCUGAGAAAUCCCCUGAAUCCCUUAAGGAUGUUGUUGAAACAUUUGCUUCCUCCACCGAUGAAUUGAAUGAUGUCUCUGAAAUUCGUGACUUUCACCUUGGGAUACCAUAUGGUUCUCUUCUUUCCGUUGGUGGCUUUUUGUGCUUCAUGCUUACUGGAAGUAUCGCUGCUAUAAGGUUUGGGGUUAUUCUCGGUGGUACUCUGUUGGCCUUGAGUGUCUCAAGUCUAAGAUGUUGGAGAAAAGGAGAAAUAAAUUCCCUCGCCUUAAGAGGACAAGCAGCAAUUGCUACGAUCUUAUUUUUAAGAGAGCUCCGCCUGCUGUUUCAGAGAGCAUUUAUUGCGAACAUUUUCACAACGUUAAUCAGUGGCGCGAUGGCAGCAUUCUUUUCAUAUAGGAUGAUGAUAAGUGAUGGCAAGCAGACAAAGGGUUCAGAAAAUUGAUAUACCAUCAUCCUUCUCUCCCUUGGGAGGCCAUCUUUUCUUUCAUCAAAUGUCAUCACUCUUCUAUUCUUUCUUUGUUUUUUUUUCUUUUAUGUUGUAACAAUAAAUGAACUCAAGUGGUGUAAUACAGUAUGCGUUUCACUGCCAUGGUUGGGAGGUAUAACAAUUAUUAAUUCAUGUUUGUGUUGUGUUUGAGCAGUUCAUGAAUCAUCUCCAAUUGAGUCAUUUUUGGCUUUGCAUUUGGUGAAUUAGAAAUGGGAUCCUGAGAAGAUUAUAUUUGUUUGAAUCAUCCAAACCUUGGGUGGAGAGCCACACUUGAAUGAACUGGGCAAAAAAUU